Penicillium subrubescens is the source of this 1317-nucleotide messenger RNA. RefSeq lists its product as uncharacterized. The transcript has 2 exons. NCBI's taxonomy places the organism in Eukaryota, Fungi, Ascomycota, Eurotiomycetes, Eurotiales, Aspergillaceae. Bases 1 to 1317 code for a protein of 438 amino acids. Gene Ontology annotation, molecular function: protein binding. The record is from RefSeq and is a predicted model, not a curated record.
AUGCCGUCACUAGCAAUCAGACCGAAACACGAUACGGCGUGCGGGAUAGCCAAGUGCCCCGUGGAAGUUUUGGACUUGGUUUUGGAGUUGCUCUCCUCUGACGACUGGCGCGAACUGUGUCUCGUGAACCGACCGUUUCGCGCGUUAGCCGAGCCACUGCUCUACUCAAAGAUUCACUGGUCUUGGAAGAUCCUUGAAGAUCCUCCUCCAAUAGUCCAAUUUUUACGCACUGUCACACAGAGGCCUGAACUGGGCGCACAUGUCCUCGAUAUCCGACUGGAUGGCCGGUCUGUUGCGCGGGCUGCAAAUCCUAAACAUGCAUACAACUCAUCUAUUCCAUUAAUUCCGGUCUCGGGAGCCGCGCUAGACGGAGGAUUGGAAUUUAUUGAGAAGACUAGGGUCCCGUAUCGUGACACUUGGCAAGACCAAUUACGCAAAGAAGUCGCCGAAGCUAUCGUUGCGCUGCUCCUAGCACAACUCCCAAAUCUCAGAUCGCUAAUACUUGGCCCUAUCUUCACACAACGGACUGAACUAAUUAGUAUGAUGUUCCGCUUAGCUAUCUGUGAACUAGAAGGGUAUGUGUUACCGAAAUUUUCCUAUCUCAAGGAAGUGUCGAUUCAGUCUUAUGAUGGAUGGGAUUGGGUGCUGCGAAGAGAAAACGUGCGAAAAACACCCGAUUUUCUGCCUCUUUUUUACCUACCGAGAAUUGAAACCCUAUCAAUCCCAAUACGAAGCUCGCUUGUAUUCAAGUGGCCGACCACAUAUCUACCUAAUUCAGCAACGCUCAAAUCCCUUCAGUUACAGUGUAUCCGAGAAGCACACCUCAUCGAUAUACUCAAAGCCACGCCAAACCUUGAGAAAUUGAGCUGGAUGUGGUUCCAUGACAACAUGUUUAGUGACGAUUUCGAUACCCCGGUCGUCGAUUUAAAUCAGAUCGCGGUCGCAUUAUCUUAUGCUCCGCCUACUUUAACAGAGAUCAAUAUUUCAGCCGACUGUCAAACGGAUGUGAUGGUAUAUCCCGGUCUCUCCACCAAGGGAUCACUCCAAACCCUUUCCAAUUUACACAGUGUCAAAUCACUGCAAAUUCCACUAGUCUUUCUGGUUGGCUUCGCCCAAGACACUACAAAAUUAUUGCAGGAUAAAAUGCCAAGAAACAUCGAGCACUUGACGCUGGGUUACGACUUAUCGGAGUUUUACAAUACCUUGUCAGAAAAAUACCCCGAUUGGGAGUGGGAGGAUUCGGCAGUUUUCGGGUUACUCAAAUCUUGGUUGGAAGAUUGGAAUUCAUGGACUCCGUGUCUGCGCGGGAUUCAUUGA